AUGGGCGAAGGCAUCACAUCGAUGGGGCGGUAUGCCCUCGCGAUUUCGCUGUUGCCACUGGCGCAGGCUCUCACCUUCUCCUCGUUGACACCUACCGGCUUCGCUGGCAUCGCCCCGGAGACAUCCCAAGCUCCUCAACCCACGGCAUCAUUUGACGAUAAUACAUUCCAUGAUAUCGUCCGUCGUGACUCUUCCGCUGCUGGAAACCAAAGUAGUUUUACCUCAUACACCACGCUCCUAGCGCCGGCCAGUCUCUGUGGCUGGAUCAGCGACCAUCAACAUAAUAACUCAUACUACGGCCGCCCUGUGCCAUGCAAGGACAACGAUGCCUGCUUCUUCCACGCCCCCAACGAAAAUUGGCCCGGCAUGCUGGGCUGUUGCACCAACUCGGACAAAACUAAGUGUGACUUCUACUCGGCCUGCCACGAUGCCCCUGAGAUCAAGGCCACUCCGUCGAUCACCGCAACGAGUGAUCCUCUGGCUCUGACCUGCACGGAUGGACCCACCACGCGCUGCAUGUCAUGGAGCUUCCCCAACGCCGACGUAACGGGCUAUGCCUGUGACCUCAAACCAUACACCAUCUCCGCCGCUACCCAGUUCCUCCAGUCGACCACCAGGAGCGGACAAUCGGCAACCUACUACACCGCAGCACCCGUGUCUUUCGCCGCCGAUGAUCUGAUUUCCACCCUUGCGGCAGGAGGAACCGGCUACGCCAAAAACAAGAAUGGCGGCGGCGAUGACUCUAAAUCCGGGGGAGGCACGAACGUGGGCGCCAUUGUUGGAGGUGUUGUCGGCGGCAUCGUCGGUCUCGCCGCCAUUGCCGCCGCCGUCUUCGUGUUCUGGCUGCUGCACCGCAAGAAGCAGAAGAAGGCUCAGGCCGCUGCCGACGCCCAGGCUGCUCAGCCACAGCCGGGCCAUGGAAGCCUUCCCCCGGGCCCGGAGUCUGUCACCUCGCCCAUGUCUCCGUCGUACGGUCCUUCGUCUAACUGGGGAGGCUCGGCCGCCCAGCCCUCCGAAGUUGACGGAGCCAGCAUUCGAAGUGGCCCUGAUGCGUAUGCCAAAGUGCAGCCCUUCGGCCGUGAAGUCGGACAAGGAGGACCCCGUGAGAUUGGUGACUCAAAGCCUCGCGAGAUGGCUGGUGACUCGAUGCCCUUUAUUGCGGAGCUGCCCACGAGUGCGCAACCCGAGGCGCCCACGAAAACUGACUGA
This is a messenger RNA of Penicillium alfredii, 1209 nucleotides long. RefSeq lists its product as uncharacterized. Bases 1 to 1209 code for a protein of 402 amino acids. The transcript has 2 exons. Lineage: Eukaryota; Fungi; Ascomycota; Eurotiomycetes; Eurotiales; Aspergillaceae. The record is from RefSeq and is a predicted model, not a curated record.